Erythranthe guttata (spotted monkey flower) is the source of this 928-nucleotide messenger RNA. It is a transcript of the gene ATPD, whose product is annotated as F-type H+-transporting ATPase subunit delta. The record is from RefSeq and is a predicted model, not a curated record. Gene Ontology annotation, biological process: proton motive force-driven ATP synthesis. Gene Ontology annotation, cellular component: membrane. Lineage: Eukaryota; Viridiplantae; Streptophyta; Magnoliopsida; Lamiales; Phrymaceae. Gene Ontology annotation, molecular function: proton-transporting ATP synthase activity, rotational mechanism.
UUUACCACAUCAUUUCAAACUCCACUCUCUCUCUCUCUCUCUCCUCUCCACCACUUACUUUCUCUCUCUAGAAUUCAGCAGCAAUGGCCGCCACCGCCCUCAACCAAACCCCAAUCACAUUCCAAUCCAGCACGCCGCUCUCCUCCCAACUCCACUCCAAGCCAGCCCCCUCCAAAAUCUCCCUCACCUCAACCCUAAAAUCCACCAAACUCACAAUCAAACCCCUCCUCCGCCGCCGCACCCGCGGCGCGUCCGGCGCCAGGAUGGCCGACAGCGCCGCGGCGAGCUACGCGAACGCCCUCGCCGACGUGGCGAAGUCGAACGACACGCUGGAGCAGACGACGGCCGACCUCGAGAAGCUGGAGAAGAUCUUCGCGCAGGAGCCGGUGAUGAAGUUCUUCACAAACCCUACCAUCAUCGUGGAGGAGAAGCGGAAGAUCGUCGACGAGAUCGUCGAGUCGGCGGCGCUGCAGCCGUACGUGGCGAACUUCCUGAACAUCCUGGUCGACACGAAGAGGAUAGAUCUGAUAAAGGAGAUACUGAAGGAGUUCGAGUUCGCGUACAACAGGUUCACCGGAACGGAGACCGCCACGGUGGCGUCGGUGGUGGCGCUGGAGUCGCAGCACCUGGCUCAGAUCGCGAAAAGCGUGCAGAAAAUGACGGGGGCGAAGAACGUCAGAAUCAAGACGGUUAUUGACCCGUCUCUGGUGGCCGGGUUCACGAUCCGGUACGGGGAAACCGGGUCGAAAUUGAUUGAUAUGAGUGUGAAGAAGCAGCUUGAGGAGAUUACUUCACAGCUUGAUCUUGGUGACAUUCAAUUAGCUCUAUGAUUUUUUUUUUGUAUGGAUUUGUGAUUUUACUUUUUGGAUAAUAUAUAUAUAUGUGUAGAGAUUAUUUUAUCAAAUUAUAUUUGAGAUAUAAUUUCAUA